AUGAUGCCUCAAUCUUCGCGUUUGCCUAAUUUAAAGUUGCCUAACUUUGACGGUGAUGCCCUUCAUACAGUUAAAGCUUUCCAGGUUAAUGAAGAAAACUAUGCGAAGGCAUUAAACCGUUUAGCGGAAAGCACUUGUGAUGUAGUUAUUUUGGCAACUGCAUUGGUAAAGAUUAAUGAUCGCUUCGGAAAUAGUCAUCAUGUAAGAGCUCUAUUAGAUUCGGGAUCUCAAGUGAAUUUUAUAAGCGACGAAUGCGCAAAUAAAUUAAAACUCAACCGACGGUCCAAAGAUUUAAGUGUGCUCGGCAUUGGUGAGGUGAAUUCGAGCGUUAGGCAUGUGGUAAACGCCACAGUUCAAUCACGACUUAACGAUUAUUCGUUCCAAGCCGACUUUUGGGUUCUAAAGUCAAUUUCAAGCUCUCAACCUGAGAUAAAUUUACCAGUUGAGUCAUGGCAAGUUCCGGAUAAUAUUGAGUUGGCAGAUCCACAUUUUAAUAAAAGCCAAAAGAUUGAUUUAUUGAUAGGCGCUGACAUAUUUUUCGAAUUGCUAUCGGUUGGUCAAAUUAAACUGGAUAGUACUUUGCCAACACUACAAAAAACGUUGUUUGGAUGGAUAGUUUCUGGGAGAUAUAUAAAUGUCGAAAACGGUCAAUCAGCUGUGUGCAAUUUAAUAAAUCGAAGCAAUAUGGAAAUGACAAGUAUUGAAUCAUUUUUGCGCAAGUUCUGGGAAAUAGAGGAAAUCCCAAGCCAAAGCCGUAAUUUUGCGCAAGAGCAGAAUGAUUGUGAAAAACAUUUUGUCGCCAAUACUAAGCUAUUGGAAAUUGGUCGGUUUGAAGUUCCUUUGCCAUUCAAAGUUCCCGCGUCUUCACUUGGUUCGUCACACGAAAUAGCGAAAAGACGAUUUUUGGCGCUUGAACGGCGGUUAGUGCGAACUCCUAAGAUACAAGAAAG
This is a messenger RNA of Rhagoletis pomonella (apple maggot), 950 nucleotides long. RefSeq lists its product as uncharacterized. The transcript has 3 exons. NCBI's taxonomy places the organism in Eukaryota, Metazoa, Arthropoda, Insecta, Diptera, Tephritidae. The record is from RefSeq and is a predicted model, not a curated record. The annotation marks the transcript as partial.